GUGUGGCGGGUGUCUCUUACUAGCUGUGUGUCGGGGAAGCUUUCUUAACUCUGUGCCGCGGCCCAUAUUUAAAAGCCUUCGACGCGCCCUGAUCCUCGGGUUUUUCCCCCCCAUCCCCCUCACUCCCACCCCCCCAACUCCCCCUGAACCUCGACGCUUGAGGUCCGACUCUCGAGUGCUUCCCCCAGCCUGACGUCUUCUGCGGGAGUCGGCGUGCUGUGUCUCUCCCUCCCUGCCCCUCCCUCCGCCCUCCAUCUCCUCGCUGCCUCCUGACGGCGACGGCGACGGCGUGGAAUCCCCCGCUGCAUCAUAUUACUGAGUGACGGUGCUGAAUAAUAUUCCGCACAAGCUUUUCAAGUAAAAAGAAUUUCGACUCUAAGAAUCCACACGACAACAACAGUAAAUUCGCGGCGCCAAUUUCCCAGGUGUCCGAAAGGUGCUGACUUAUAUCUGGCGGUGAUCUUCAUGUGGCGAUAAUGAAAUCGCUUUUGAGUUUAACGCUCUUCCUCGCCGCAGCCUACGGCUGUGGGGAGGUGAGCCCCAGAGCCGAGGUCGUCUGCUACUUCAAGGGCGACCUAACGGCGAAUGACGUUGAUCCUUGCAAAUGCACCCUCCUCGUGGCCUCCGAUGUCAAGCUCGAUGAAAACCUGAAGCUCACUUCCGACGUCGACUUCACCAAACUGCAGUCGCUGAAGAAGAGGAACCCCAAACUCAAGCUGGUGGCUUCCAUCGGCGCCGAAAACGUGAAGACCGAAACGUUCUCUCUGCUGACGUCGUCGGUGGAGGGCGUGGCCAACUUCACGGAGGGCGUGGUCGCCUUCGUCGCCGCUCAUGGGCUGGAUGGCCUUGAGGUGGACUGGAGGUGGCCGGGGCAAAACGGCGGCGGCAAGGACAAGGAGGACGUCACCACGCUUAUGAAGGUCGUUCGCCUCGCUCUGGACCAGAAGGUGCACAGCGUGAGCCGAAGGACGGCGACUGAAGCUCCUGCCGAAGACACAACGGAAGCCGAGGACGCAACGCAGGCCCCACAGGACGUAACAGAAGCCGAGAACGCUACAGAAACCUCUACCGACGCCCCAUCGACGACCAUCGCGCCCGAACAGGAGGAUGAGAGCCUCGGGUCAGACUACCUGGUCCUCGAAUCAGGUUCCGAAUACGAGGUGACCCUCCGGCCCGAGAUAGAGGUAAGACUCGAAGACACAGGACACACGAUCAAGGAGAAGAAAGAGGACAGUCAUGGAAAAAAACAAGCAAAGACACCAACUCGACCUUACCGUGGAAGCGUUAAGUUCAGCGAUUACUUCAAGCUCUCAGGCGUCCUCACCACCACGGAGACGCCCUCAGCGACCCCCUCCUCCGGAUGGAAGAUCGCCAAGUCUUCUCAGGCAUCCGAGAGGAAGGCGAAGCAAGAAGUGGAGAAGAAGGAGAGAGGAGCCAUCCUUAUGAUGACCUUGUCUCCCCAUCCCGAGUACCUCGUCAAGGGAUAUGACCUGAAAGCCCUCACUAAGAUUGUGGACUUCUUCAGCCUUCCCACCCACAACCUGACAGAAGAUCGUCCAGAUGCAGUCACUGAAACCUUCCACCACAGCCGUCUCAUGGGCGUUUCCGAUCUCGAAAAUGCGGAUUCCCUCGUGGACUUGGUGGUGUCCCUCGGAGUGCCACUGGACCACCUGAUCCUCGGACUGCCAGCCACUGCCGCUGUGUUUACCCUGAAGGACGAAGACCUCAACACGCCCCGUUCCCCGGCCGCUGGAGCCCCCAACUUCAUUCCUUACAGAGAGGCAUGUAUGAUGAUGGAAACCGGAAACUGGACGGUGGAACGCGACGAGGAUCUGACCGGACCGUAUGCCUUCCUGAACACAACGUGGCUGGCCUUCGACGACCCUAUAAGCGCCAUGAUCAAGAGCAAGUAUGUAUUGCUUCGAGGACUGGCUGGUGCAGCUCUACAUAAUUUGGAAAACGAAGACUGGGACGACCAGUGCAACCAAGGCAAAUACCCUGUCCUGUCAGCAAUACACGAUACCUUUACACAGCUCGCCCGAACACCUCGACGUGCAGUUCUGCAAAGCCUUGUUGAUGAUUUGGAGACUGAGGAGUCUUCCUUCCGACCAAUAUCUGUUGCCUCCCCCACCGAUCUUCGAAAUUCACCCUUUAGAAUUGUUCGCAUUGUUGAUCGAACUGGGGCUAUUAAGGCAAUCCGAGCAAGUUCUGAGUCAAGGUUCGAGUGCUCCCGUCAAGGCUUUUACCGGGACCCUGCUGACUGUUCCCAAUUUUACCGAUGUGUAAAGUUCAACCAAUAUGUGGAUGACUUCACUGUCUUUGAAUAUUCAUGCCCUUCUGGACUUGUGUUCGAUGAUCGUUGGGAGAUCUGUGCAUGGCCCUCUGCAGCUCCUCCAUGUGACGGUUCCUCAGAAAUUUUCCCUGUUCCUCGUAGAAAGUUUUCUUGCCCUGGAGAAGGAUACUUCACUGAUCCAGAGAAUUGCCGCUGGUUCUUUGCUUGCAGAGAUUACUAUGGGAAUGGAACAUACACUCAGUAUGAAUUUAGAUGUCCAUUUGGACUUGCUUAUGAUGAGGCUAAUGGACUGUGCAACUGGCCAUGGCUUGUGGAAGGUUGUGGACAUACUGGGCCAAUCCCCAAUGGAUAUGGUGGUGUGAGUAGUGGUGCAGUCCCAGUUAGUGUAGCUUCCAUUGCUGGAGGUGGAUUCAGCCAAGGCAAGGCAGUAUUUGGAGAUGGGUCUGCUUCUCAGGAUCUGUAUGGUGGAAGCAGUGAAAGUUGUGAAGACUGUGGUUCCACUGAACUUGCAAUUGGUGGACAAGGAGUCUACAAUGCUAACCGAGGCCUUAUUGUUGGUGCAGAUCAAAGCAAUGAACGACUUUCAUAUGGUACCUUCAAAAACACUGGAGUCCCAACCAUCCCUGGAACUGGCCUUAGUGGACAUAGCAGUGGCAGACAAGGAAACAGUAUUGGCUCUACUGCUUUUGGUUCUUCAUCAAAUAGGAGGCCAAGCAAAACACAAGGAGGAAGGAGAAAGUCCUCUCGCGGUCAGAAUGGCCAGGGAUACAACUACCAAGAGCCUGACAAUGCUUUUAAUCCUGCUGAGGUUUCAGGUGGUUAUGCUGCUCCAAAUCCAAGCUCUAGAAGACCUUCCUCUUCUUACAAAACCCCUAGUGCAACAACUCGUACACCAACAACUACUUACCAACCUGUCACUUCUGCUCCUGCAACCACACCUUCCUCUGGAUAUGUAUAUCCUGAACCAGCUAAUCCUUUCACCUCAGGAAGUUCCAUCCAAGUCUCAAAGCCUUCACCAGUAACUUCUGCUCCAAUCAGGCCAAGCACAUCCUACUCAAGACCUAGACCCAGACCUACACCCAGUUCUUUCCCUUCUUCUUCAUCAGAAGAAAGUACUGGUGGUUAUGCAUCAUUAUCUGGACACUCAAGACCCCGACCCUCAAGUGGAAAUGCUAGUCCAGCAUCAGUAAACCCAUUCUUAGCUGCUUCAUCCCAUGGAUCAACAGAGUCUUCAGAUGAAGAUGGCUCAGAUGGUUAUGAAUAUGGGGCACCAAGUGGAAAUGCAUUUGAUCCAUUCAGUGCAGGGUCUUCAAGUGGCUCUAGGAAAGGAACUCAGGGAAGCACUAACGGAUCAAGAAAGACAAGUGGCAGUGUAGGCUCUUCCAGUGGAGCAGGACAUUUCACUAUUCCUGGUAGCUCUAGUGGUUCAUCUGGUGGCAGACAUAGCUCUGGAACUGGGGCAUCAGGAGGUUCCAGGGGAUCAGGAAGGCCUGGAUCAUCAAGAGGAUCAAGUGGAUCAUCUGGUGGAUACUCAUACUCAGCUCCUGCAAAACCAUUCAUAACUGGCUCUUCUGCAAGUUCUGACUCAUCUGAAGAAGAAUCUGGAAACCGCUUUGGUGGAUCUGGCACUGGAGCCCAAGGUGGUUCUAGUCACUUUGGCAGUUCAUCAUUGGGUACUGGAGGUCAUGGAGGAUCCAGUGGGUCUAGCCACUUUGGUGGUUCCUCUGGAAGCAGUGGAUCAAGAGGCUCAACUGGAUCAUCUGGUGGAUAUUCAUACUCUGCACCUGCAAAACCUUUCAUAACUGGCUCCUCAGCAGGAUCUACUGGCUCAUCAGAGGAAGAAAGUGGAGCUGGAUUCUUUGGAGGUUCUGGAAGCCAUGGCAGUUCUAGUGGUUCAAGCCACUUUGGAGGAUCAGGAUCUGCAAGCCGUGGUAGUUCCAGUGGUUCAAGCCACUUUGGAGGAUCAGGUUCUGGAAGCAGUGGCAGUUCCAGUGGUUCAAGCCACUUUGGAGGAUCAUCAUCAGGAUCUGGAAGCCGUGGAAGUUCCAGUGGUUCAAGCCACUUUGGAGGAUCAUCAUCAGGAUCUGGAAGCCGUGGAAGUUCCAGUGGUUCAAGCCACUUUGGAGGAUCAUCAUCAGGAUCUGGAAGCAGUGGAAGUUCCAGUGGUUCAAGCCACUUUGGAGGAUCAUCAUCAGGAUCUGGAAGCCGUGGCAGUUCCAGUGGUUCAAGCCACUUUGGAGGAUCAUCAUCAGGGUCUGGAAGCCGUGGCAGUUCCAGCAGUUCUAGUGGAUCAUCUGGUGGAUAUUCAUACUCUGCACCUGCAAAACCUUUUAUAACUGGCUCCUCAGCAGGAUCUGCUGGCUCAUCUGAGGAAGAAAGUGGAGCUGGAUUCUUUGGAGGUUCUGGAAGCCGAGGCAGUUCCAGUGGUUCAAGCCACUUUGGAGGAUCAGGUUCUGGAGGCAGUGGCAGUUCCAGUGGUUCAAGCCACUUUGGAGGAUCAUCAUCAGGAUCUGGAAGCCGUGGAAGUUCUAGUGGUUCAAGCCACUUUGGAGGAUCAUCAUCAGGGUCUGGAAGCCGUGGAAGUUCCAGUGGUUCAAGCCACUUUGGAGGAGCAUCAUCAGGGUCUGGAAGCAGUGGCAGUUCCAGUGGUUCAAGCCACUUUGGAGGAGCAUCAUCAGGAUCUGGAAGCCGUGGAAGUUCCAGUGGUUCAAGCCACUUUGGAGGAUCAUCAUCAGGAUCUGGAAGCCGUGGCAGUUCCAGUGGUUCAAGCCACUUUGGAGGAUCAUCAUCAGGAUCUGGAAGCAGUGGAAGUUCCAGUGGUUCAAGCCACUUUGGAGGAUCAUCAUCAGGAUCUGGAAGCCGUGGCAGUUCCAGUGGUUCAAGCCACUUUGGAGGAUCAUCUUCAGGGUCUGGAAGCCGUGGCAGUUCCAGCAGUUCUAGUGGAUCAUCUGGUGGAUAUUCAUACUCAGCACCUGCAAAACCUUUCGUAACUGGCUCCUCAGCAGGAUCUGCUGGCUCAUCAGAGGAAGAAAGUGGAGCUGGAUUCUUUGGAGGUUCUGGAAGCCGAGGCAGUUCCAGUGGUUCAAGCCACUUUGGAGGAUCAGGUUCUGGAAGCAGUGGCAGUUCCAGUGGUUCAAGUCACUUUGGAGGAUCAGGAUCUGGAAGCCAUGGCAGUUCCAGUGGUUCAAGUCACUUUGGAGGAUCAGGUUCUGGAAGCCGUGGAAGUUCCAGUGGUUCAAGCCAUAGCAGUUCUGGUGGAUCAUCUAGUGGAUAUUCAUACUCUGCACCUGCAAAGCCAUUCAUAACUGGCUCCUCAGCAGGAGCUGCUGGCUCAUCUGAGGAAGAAGGCGGAUCCGGAAGUUCCAGUGGUUCAAGCCACUUUGGAGGAUCAUCAUCAGGUUCUGGAAGCCGUGGCAGUUCCAGUGGUUCAAGCCACUUUGGAGGAUCAUCAUCAGGAUCUGGAAGCCGUGGAAGUUCCAGUGGUUCAAGCCACUUUGGAGGAUCAUCAUCAGGGUCUGGAAGCCGUGGCAGUUCCAGUGGUUCAAGCCACUUUGGAGGAUCAUCAUCAGGAUCUGGAAGCCGUGGCAGUUCCAGUGGUUCAAGCCACUUUGGAGGAUCAUCAUCAGGAUCUGGAAGCCGUGGCAGUUCCAGUGGUUCAAGCCACUUUGGAGGAUCAUCAUCAGGAUCUGGAAGCCGUGGCAGUUCCAGUGGUUCCAGCCACUUUGGAGGAUCAUCAUCAGGAUCUGGAAGCAGUGGAAGUUCCAGUGGUUCAAGCCACUUUGGAGGAUCAUCAUCAGGAUCUGGAAGCCGUGGAAGUUCCAGUGGUUCAAGCCACUUUGGAGGAUCAUCAUCAGGAUCUGGAAGCAGUGGAAGUUCCAGUGGUUCAAGCCACUUUGGAGGAUCAUCAUCAGGAUCUGGAAGCCGUGGCAGUUCCAGUGGUUCCAGCCACUUUGGAGGAUCAUCAUCAGGAUCUGGAAGCAGUGGAAGUUCCAGUGGUUCAAGCCACUUUGGAGGAUCAUCAUCAGGAUCUGGAAGCCGUGGCAGUUCCAGUGGUUCAAGCCACUUUGGAGGAUCAUCAUCAGGAUCUGGAAGCCGUGGCAGUUCCAGUGGUUCAAGCCACUUUGGAGGAUCAUCAUCAGGAUCUGGAAGCCGUGGCAGUUCCAGCAGUUCUAGUGGAUCAUCUGGUGGAUAUUCAUACUCAGCACCUGCAAAACCUUUCGUAACUGGCUCCUCAGCAGGAUCUGCUGGCUCAUCAGAGGAAGAAAGUGGAGCUGGAUUCUUUGGAGGUUCUGGAAGCCGAGGCAGUUCCAGUGGUUCAAGCCACUUUGGAGGAUCAGGUUCUGGAAGCAGUGGCAGUUCCAGUGGUUCAAGUCACUUUGGAGGAUCAGGAUCUGGAAGCCAUGGCAGUUCCAGUGGUUCAAGCCACUUUGGAGGAUCAUCAUCAGGAUCUGGAAGCAGUGGAAGUUCCAGUGGUUCAAGCCACUUUGGAGGAUCAUUAUCAGGAUCUGGAAGCCGUGGCAGUUCCAGUGGUUCAAGCCACUUUGGAGGAUCAUCAUCAGGGUCUGGAAGCCGUGGCAGUUCUAGUGGAUCAUCUGGUGGAUAUUCAUAUGCUGCACCCUCUACACCAUUCAUAUCUGGCUCCUCAGCAGGAUCUGCUGGCUCAUCUGAGGAAGAAGGCGGAUCUGGAAGCCAUGGCAGUUCCAGUGGUUCAAGCCACUUUGGAGGAUCAUCAUCAGGGUCUGGAAGCCGUGGAAGUUCCAGUGGUUCAAGCCACUUUGGAGGAUCAUCAUCAGGAUCUGGAAGCCGUGGCAGUUCCAGUGGUUCAAGCCACUUUGGAGGAUCAUCAUCAGGGUCUGGAAGCCGUGGAAGUUCCAGCAGUUCUAGUGGAUCAUCUGGUGGAUAUUCAUACUCUGCACCUGCAAAACCUUUCAUAACUGGCUCCUCAGCAGGAUCUGCUGGCUCAUCUGAGGAAGAAAGUGGAGCUGGAUUCUUCGGAGGCUCUGGAAGCCGAGGCAGUUCCAGUGGUUCAAGCCACUUUGGAGGAUCAGGUUCAGGAAGCCUUGGCAGUUCCAGUGGUUCAAGCCACUUUGGAGGAUCAGGUUCUGGAAGCCGAGGCAGUUCCAGUGGUUCAAGCCACUUUGGAGGAUCAGGUUCUGGAAGCCGUGGCAGUUCCAGUGGCUCAAGCCACUUUGGAGGAUCCGGAUCUGGAAGCCAUGGCAGUUCCAGUGGUUCUGGACAUUUUGGCAGUUCAUCAUCCAGAGGCUCUAGUUCGGAUGGAUCAUCUGAAGAGGACAGACAUUCUGCUGGUGGAUCUGGCUAUGUAUAUGAAGGUCCUUCCAGUGGUAGCACAUUUGAUCCAGUCAACAGUGGAUCUGGAAGCAGUGGAUCAGUCAGUCACUUUACUGUGUCGGGAUCAGGUUCUGGACACAAGAACACAGGUGGAAGUGGAUCAUCAAGCAACUUUGGUGGAACUGGAAGUUAUGGCAGUUCUGGUAAUGCUGGAAGUGGAUCCACUGGCUCUGGAUUCUUUGGAGGAGCUGGUGGUUCUGGAGGAGCAGGUACUGGAGGCGGACAUGGAAGUGGAUCUGGAUAUGGCCACUUUGGAGGCAUCGGAGGAUCUGGAGGUUCUGGAGGCAGAGGUGGUUCUGGAGGAGCAGGUACUGGAGGUGGACAUGGAAGUGGGUCUGGAUCUGGCCACUCUGGAGGCAUCGGAGGAUCUGGAGGUAGAGGCGGUUCUGGAGGUUCUGGAGGCAGUGGAGGCUCUGGAGGAUCUGGAGGAGCAGGUACUGGAGGUGGACAUGGAAGUGGGUCUGGGUACGGCCACUUUGGAGGCAUCGGAGGAUCUGGAGGUAGAGGCGGUUCUGGAGGGGCAGGCACUGGAGGUGGACAUGGAAGUGGUUCUGGAUCUGGUCACUUUGGAGGCAUCGGAGGCUCUGGAGGCCGCGGCGGCUCUGGAGGCCACGGUGGUUCUGGAGGAUCUGGAGGAGCAGGCACUGGAGGUGGACAUGGAAGUGGUUCUGGAUCUGGCCACUUUGGAGGCAUCGGAGGCUCUGGAGGCCGCGGAGGCUCUGGAGGCCACGGUGGUUCUGGAGGAUCUGGAAGCCCUGGAUUCUUUGGAGGUGUUGGUGGAACUGGAGGAGUUGGAGGUGUGGGUUCUGCCGGUCCUAAUGGCCCUUAUCGUACUGGCUCUGCUGGAGGGUCAGGCUCUCCUAGCAAGUCCCAAGGAUAUUCAGGUGUUGGUUCCAGGAAAUCCAUUGCUGGCGGACCUUCACUUGUUGCUAAACUGACUCGCGGCAGGAAAUUCCAGAGAUUCGGGCCAGGAGGACGCCGGGACUUUGAUGACACUCUGGGCCCAGAGGUGUGUGAGCGAGCAGGUUUGUUCCGUCAUCCAGACACAUGCGACAAGUUCUAUGAGUGUUACUGGGACAAAUGGAUUGAGCGCUUUACUCUCCAUGUAUUUGACUGUCCCAUCACCAUUGUAUACGAUUCUGGCAUCACUGCUUGUAACUGGCCCUUCAACGGCCCCCAGUGCAACGAUGAUAAGCACUAAAGUUGUGCAACAUCAGAUUUUAACGUUUUUAUACAAGAAAUUUUAUAAUAUUUACAUCUAAAAAUCUGUAAAACAACGGCAAUAGCAUUGAGCAUCCACCUUUUACAAAUGGCCUUAUUCUAAAGCCAUGGUUUCCACAUUUCAUAGUGUGUUGCUGUUGUCAAGGGAAAAAGUGAUUAAUAACCAGUAGAAUUUUGCAAUGACCAAAUGGAUGCAUUAAUCUCAAAGUAUUGUAUAAAUGUCUGUAACCUGUUGGUGAAGUAGUCGAACACCGAUAGGCUAUUUAUUCAUGAUAUCUAUUUAUUUCAUAUUUAUUAUCAGAGCUUAUGUGACCAAGUGAUCCAUGGUCCCUUAAGUACUCUUUCACCUUUACUUAGGAGUAGCUGUGCAAACAUUCACGAUUCUGUGCCAAAAGAACAACUUACAGUAAUGAUAGGUAUUCCUUUCAACAUUGCAGUUUAUGAAGUAUAUUCCUGGGUGAGAAAAUAUCACGAAAGAUAAAUUGGUCUAUCAGAUAAUACUAUUCAACGCCUGCUUAACAGGGUGCAUACAUAAACCAGCAUAUUUC
Molecule: messenger RNA, 9411 nt
Organism: Penaeus chinensis
Lineage: Eukaryota; Metazoa; Arthropoda; Malacostraca; Decapoda; Penaeidae
Exons: 19
Coding region: 477-8843 (2788 amino acids)
Biological process (GO): carbohydrate metabolic process
Cellular component (GO): extracellular region
Molecular function (GO): chitin binding
Source: RefSeq, a predicted model, not a curated record